AUGGAUAGUGAGGAAAUACUUUCUAUACAAUAUGAUCAAGAUGUAUAUUACAAAAUAGAUGAAAUUUCUAAACACAUUUCCCAAACAAUCGACUUUUGUAAACAAAAAUCUGGGGAACUGAAGUCUCAGGGUGAUUCCUACUCUCAUAUUAAGUUUUUUACAUACUUAAAUGAAUUACUAGAACAACGCUCGAACGAUCUUCUUUCUGCCAUAGAUAAAAAGAGAUCAGAACUUUUGGUGAGAAACCAAGAAGGAUUACCUAUUGUAGACAUUCAUGAGGAAGUUGACGAGGAUGGCAAUAUACUACGUUCGGACGUAAAGCCUCAAAAUAUAUCCUCUGUUACAGAUUACGCCGAUGUCAUACGAAGUUUGCCAGGAUUUGGCAAUCCAAAAGAGACUACAACAUCUUCUAAAUCUUCUGAUACUGAAUUACCAGAAACAAGGAUUGAGGAAUUGCCAGCUGAAGGGACCGCGGCUAGUGAAAUAUCGAACACUGAUGAACAAGUUACCGAAAAAAAUGGGGACGAUGGUCCAGAUAGGUUAAAUACUUCUCAAUCUCGGCAACAAUUAAAACCCCAGGUUAAAGCAAAAUCAUCUCCAACUGUAAAUAAAAUUGAUUCAAAGCAGAAUGAAAAGAAACCAGAGUACGAGAGGGACGAAAAGAAAAAUAAAUCUUUGUUCAAAAAAGGUUUUCUUUCUAAUCCCAAAAGCGAAUCUCAAGACCACUCCAAGAAGGUUGAAAAGGCUAAAAAGGAAGAAUUGGAGAAACAGCGUCAAAUAGAAAAGAGGAAAAUGUCAGAUGUCACGGAUAAUAAUGCCGUUAAAGAGACUGUUACGGAAAAGCCUGUUCAGAAAUCAAAUAACCAAAAACAAUCAGAUACAGAGCCAUUGACGAAUUCUAAGCCGCAAAAAAAAAUGUCAAAGUUUAAAGAAGCAAAACUUCAAAGACUUGCUCAGAGAAAUCAAUCUCAUUCGGAUAAUGCAGAUAAUUCAAAUUUAACUACUGAUAUCACAGAUUCUUCCGAGUCUACUAAGUUUGACAUCCCACAAAUUAAAGAAGAAUCCAAGGAAAAAGGUGAUUCCUUAGGUCAAGCUCCAGCGUCUACCGAAAGUGAUACUGUCACAAAUAUUGACGAUGAUAACCCAAUUAUUUUACCUGUACCAACAGAUGCCGAAGGGCAGAGUAUGACAUGGAGCAGCUCCUUCAGGACAUGGAAGAUGCUGGCGAACUACAAUCUGCUUUAUCGCUACAAAUUAGACAAACGGGUUGACAUUAGCUUAAAUUUUUCUAGGAACCUAGUACCUCCUUUAAAUCCAAAUUACUUUGGGGAGGAUAAUGUAGAUACUUCAGAUGAUGUUGCUCGAUCGAUUGAACCCCGAAAGGAGAAUCUUGCUGUUGACGAAGCUGAAAUGCCCGGAAGACAUGUACAUUUUGCCGACACAUUAGAAAUUAAACAUGUUAGCCGAAAUGGAAAAUCUCGUAUUGAAAAUGUACCAACUCCUACUGAAGAUUACGAUAACAUGUUUGAGCCUCAUGAGUAUGGCAGUCGCAUAUCAGCGUUCCGGAAGAAUCGAAGUAAGAUGAAAUCGCAAGAAAAAAAUAAAGGGGUGGAAUCUUCUAACAACGUGCACAAGGAAAAAAAACUGCCACCUUUCGAAGAGACUGUUUCGGAGCGUUCCUCAUCAGAUCAUGAAGAAAAACCUCCCACUUUACAAAACGAAGAAAACCUUGUGGAGAAGUAUUUAAAUGAGACACCUACGAUGAAAUCCAACGUUUUUGAAAGACAGCCCUCAAGGAGUGUUGAACAAGCAAAAGAGGAUUUUGAGGAUCAUCAGGAAUUCGUAAAAGAUGGGCGGGAAAUUUCCCACCGGUACUACGAACUUCGUCGUAAAAUACUAAAUCCAGAAUUGAAGGAUGUUAAGGAGGAAGAAGGUGUUGUACCAGUUGACGAAAAUGGAAAUGAGCGACCUAAGCUGAGUAAAUUCAUGGCAGCCCGUUUGGGUGGUAAAUUAUGA
This is a messenger RNA of Schizosaccharomyces octosporus yFS286, 2016 nucleotides long. RefSeq lists its product as uncharacterized. The transcript is spliced from 3 exons. Bases 1 to 2016 code for a protein of 671 amino acids. Lineage: Eukaryota; Fungi; Ascomycota; Schizosaccharomycetes; Schizosaccharomycetales; Schizosaccharomycetaceae. The record is from RefSeq and is a predicted model, not a curated record.